CAAUCGAAACGCGGGGCGGGGCCAUCCAGAGGCGCGCGCGCUCGCGGGCCGGCGGCCAUGGGGCACGACGAGAUGGUCCCAGCCCUUGUCAGCGCCCAGGCUACGGGCUGUCAGCCGCCCGUAAGCUCCGAGGACGAGCUCUACGAUUGCCUGGAUUAUUACUACCUGCGCGACUUCCCGGCCUGCGGGGCCGGGCGCAGCAAGGGCCGGAUGCGGCGCGAGCGGGAACUGCGCACCAACCGGCCAGUACCCGGAGGCCACGAGCGCAAGAUCGCGCAGAAGCUCCUUAACGGUCAGCGCAAGCGUCGCCAGCGCCAGCUGCAGCCCCGGGCGCGCACUCGCCUCGCCUGAGCGCAGUUUUCUGCAGGAUACCUGAAGGCCCUGAUAAAAGUAUUUUCUCUGACUCCAGCUGUAACUGUGGUCGUAAGGGGAGAAUCCAUGUUAGUCAACAUAACUUCUUUUCGACAUCGCUUAAGUUUACCGCUUCAGUAUAACUUACUGAUUGUGAAUUAAGCAACAUCCAAGUGUCCAAGUGGGUAUGCCUUUUUAGGGUUUUUAAUUAAAAGCAAGAAUGGCAUUUAAA
Suricata suricatta (meerkat) is the source of this 583-nucleotide messenger RNA. RefSeq names its product nuclear protein 2, transcriptional regulator (gene NUPR2). The transcript has 2 exons. Gene Ontology annotation, cellular component: nucleus. NCBI's taxonomy places the organism in Eukaryota, Metazoa, Chordata, Mammalia, Carnivora, Herpestidae. The record is from RefSeq and is a predicted model, not a curated record. Gene Ontology annotation, biological process: regulation of transcription by RNA polymerase II; negative regulation of cell cycle; negative regulation of cell population proliferation. The coding region runs from base 58 to 351 and encodes 97 amino acids.